GAGGCACAGCCAUCAGCACUCUGGACAGAGUUUGGAAAAUAAACCUGCUCCCUAGCUUUCCCCUGUGGCACCAGGUGUAAGUACAAUGAGUUUGUGGUCAGAACACAGGAAUCAACAAAAUGAACCAACUACAAAAUUUGCUGAAGGAAGUACUCACUGGGACAAAGCAUGUAGAAAGUGCUGCUGUUAUUCACCUAAAAGAUGGAGUGGUGUUGGCAGCUACUCCAGGAUUUUAUUUACAGCUGCAAGAUAUCCAGACAGUCAUUGAUGCUUUUAAAAAUCCAAGAAUGACUAGAACAGAGGGACUUUACUUUCAAGAUAAGAGCUACAAAUGUGUCAGAGCAGAUGAAAAAUCCAUCUAUUCUAAAAAUAAUGACCAUGGUUUGGUGAUAGUGAAGACAAUCUCUUAUCUGAUUGCUGCCACAUAUCGUGAAGGCAUGUAUCCCAGUGUCUGUGUGGAAGCUGUAGAGAAGCUAGGUGACUACUUUAAAGAAAAGGGAAAAUGAGAAGAACAUGGAUCAAGACAUUGCUUUCAUCUGCUUCUCUGUGCCAUGUUUAAUACUAAAGAAAAUGAAUGACAGUGCUUUGAGAAUGUUUGGCUGGAAAGUCAACAUGAUGCUAUGGUUCCCUUAUAUUGCUUUUGUAGGGGUUACAGACCAUAAAAUGGUACCUAACGUAUUUGGUAAAUCACAGCUGACUGUUCAUAUCCACUUAUUCCUGAAAGGAUCACACUGUCAGGACUCAAUUCAUGAAAGCAUCUAUACCUUCCUAGGAGCCUAGGCAAGAAAUCUGAUCACUUGUAUAUAACUUGUUUGAUCACCUGUAUGUAACUUGUUUGUACAUACAUAAAAAAAAUAAAUAAAUAGUUCAUAUACUUA
Molecule: messenger RNA, 878 nt
Organism: Protopterus annectens (West African lungfish)
Lineage: Eukaryota; Metazoa; Chordata; Ceratodontiformes; Protopteridae
Gene: PFN4
Product: profilin family member 4
Exons: 5
Coding region: 120-506 (128 amino acids)
Cellular component (GO): cell cortex
Molecular function (GO): actin monomer binding
Source: RefSeq, a predicted model, not a curated record